AUGUACGGGACUGCGACUGGCCCUCAGACGGGCAUCUCUACUCCUCGAUCUAGCGCUUCACUGCGACCUCUGACUCUGUCCCACGGCUCUCUCGAAACCUCCUUUCUCGUCCCGACCAACCUCCACUUCCACGCUUCUGAAUUGAAAGAUCGGUUUGUUGUCAACCUACCUCCAGCAACCGACGAGCUCGCUCAAGAUGAUGAGCCUUCAUCCAUACCCGAGCUGGUUGCCAGAUAUCUGGGCUUUAUUGCCGCCGACGUAGAGGAGGGAGAGGAUGAUUCGCAGGGCUCCUAUGAGGAGGUCCUCAAGCUCAUUCUUAACGAGUUCGAGCGGGCUUUCCUGCAAGGCAAUGAGGUCCACGUUCUGGCAGCAACCCUGCCCGGCAUUGAGUCGAAAAAGCUCGAGGUGAUUCGAUGCUACUAUAAUGCUCGGGCCGUCUCAAACCGGACCAUCAAGCCUCACGAGUCUGCCCUUCUGAGAGCUGCUGACGACAACUCAGCCAAGAUCUACACCAUCUUUGGCGGCCAGGGUAACAUUGAGGAGUACUUUGACGAGCUUCGCCAGAUCUCCAAGACAUACUCAAGCUUUGUUGGAGAGCUCAUUGCGAAUGCUGCCGAGCUUCUGCAGACUCUUUCCAGCCACCCUAGCGCGGAGAAGAUGUUCCCCAAGGGCCUGGACAUUUUGACGUGGCUUCACAGGCCAGAGGCCACUCCAGAUGUCGACUAUUUGAUUACCGCACCCGUCAGUUUCCCUUUGAUUGGACUGGUUCAGAUGGCACACUACGAGGUUACUUGCAAGGUUUUGGGCAUUCACCCUGGUCUCCUCAGAGAGCGAAUCAGUGGAACCACUGGUCACUCCCAAGGUAUUGUCAUGGCAGCUGCCACGGCCGCGGCCGACUCUUGGGACUCGUGGCGCGAAAUCACCACCUCUAUUCUGACCGUCCUGUUCUGGAUUGGUACACGAAGCCAGCAGGCCUUCCCUACUACAUCCAUGACUCCGACAAUGCUUCGAGAGUCUCAGGAGCACGGUGAAGGUCUUCCUACACCAAUGCUGAGCAUCCGUGACCUGUCCCAGGAGGAAGUUCAAAGGCACAUUGACGCCACAAAUCAAUACCUUCCUCCUCACCGUCACAUUGGCGUUUCUCUCAUCAACAGCCCUCGCAACCUCGUUGUCACUGGUCCUCCUACCUCGCUGUACGGUUUGAACUCUCAACUCCGCAAGGUGAAGGCCCCGACCGGUCUGGAUCAGACCCGAGUCCCUCACACUGAGCGAAAGGUCCGAUUCUCCAACAGAUUCCUUCCCAUUACCGCUCCUUUCCACAGCAAGUACCUGGAAGACGCCACUGUCCUCAUUGAUGAAGACCUCAAGGACAUCAGCAUUGACUCCAGCGCUCUGGGAAUUCCUGUUUACGACACAAACACUGGCAAGGACCUUCGUGCUGAAGCCAAUGGCAACAUCGUGCCGGCUUUGGUCCGACUCAUCACCCGGGAUCCCGUUAACUGGGAGAAGGCGACGGUCUUCCCCCAGGCCAGCCACAUCCUUGAUUUUGGCCCAGGCGGAAUCUCCGGCCUUGGAGCCCUGACGAGCCGAAACAAGGAGGGAACUGGUAUCCGCGUCAUCCUUGCUGGUACCAUUGAGGGCACCAUGGGCGAGCUCGGAUACAAGCCUGAGAUCUUUGAUAGAGAUGAGGAAAACGCCGUCAAGUUUGCCAUUGAUUGGGUCAAGGAGCAUGGCCCACGCUUGAUCAAGACAGCGAGCGGCAGAAAGUAUGUGGACACCAAGAUGAGCCGUCUUCUUGGCAUCCCUCCGAUCAUGGUCGCUGGUAUGACCCCUGCAACUGUCCCGUGGGACUUUGUUGCGGCUACCAUGAACGCUGGAUACCACAUUGAGCUUGCUGGCGGCGGCUACUUCAACGCCAAGAACAUGACUGCGGCACUGGAGAAGAUCGAAAAGGCCAUUCCCGCUGGCCGCGGUAUCACAGUCAACCUCAUCUACGUCAACCCUCGCGCCAUGGGCUGGCAAAUCCCCCUGCUUGGCCGACUCCGUGCUGAUGGUGUGCCGAUCGAAGGUUUGACCAUUGGUGCCGGUGUGCCCUCGAUUGAGGUCGCCCAGGAGUACAUUGAGACUUUGGGACUGAAGCACAUUGCCUUCAAGCCUGGCUCAGUUGAAGCCAUCCAAGCCGUCAUCAACAUUGCCAAGGCCAACCCCACCUUCCCUGUCAUCAUGCAGUGGACUGGUGGCCGUGGCGGUGGUCAUCACUCUUUUGAAGAUUUCCACCAGCCUAUCCUUCAGAUGUAUGGCCGCAUCCGCAGACAGGAGAACAUCAUCCUGGUUGCAGGCAGUGGCUUCGGUGGUGCUGAUGAUACUUACCCAUACAUCACCGGUGACUGGGCUAAGAAGUACGGAUACCCCCCCAUGCCCUUUGACGGCUGCCUGUUUGGUAGCCGUAUGAUGGUAGCCAAGGAGGCGCACACCAGCAAGAACGCCAAGCAGGCCAUUAUCGACGCUCCUGGUCUCGAUGAUGGACAGUGGGAAAUGACCUACAAGGGCCCUGCCGGUGGCGUCAUCACUGUGCGCUCGGAAAUGGGCGAGCCAAUUCACAAGCUGGCCACUCGCGGUGUCAAGUUCUGGGCUGAGAUGGACCAGAAGAUUUUCAACAUCCCCAAGGAGAAGAGAGUUGCCGAGCUCAAGAAGAACCGAGACCACAUCAUCAAGAAGCUGAAUGAUGACUUCCAGAAGGUCUGGUUUGGUUGCAACAAGGAUGGCAAGGCCGUGGACCUCGAGGACAUGACCUACGCAGAGGUUGUCCGACGCCUGGUUGAGCUGCUCUACGUCAAGCACCAAUCUCGAUGGAUUGACGCGUCCUAUACUAGACUCACUGGUGAUUUCAUCCACCGAGUCGAGGAGCGAUUCACCACAAAGGCCGGCCAGCCUUCUCUCCUCCAAAGCUACGCUGACCUUGAGGAGCCUUUCAGCACUGUGGACCGCAUCCUCGCCAGCUAUCCCGAAGCCGAGCACCAGAUCAUCAACGCACAGGAUGUUCAGUACUUUUUGAUUCUGUGCCUGCGCCCCGGCCAGAAGCCUGUCACUUUCAUUCCUGCUCUUGACGAGAACUUUGAGUUUUACUUCAAGAAGGACUCUCUGUGGCAGUCGGAAGACCUUGACGCAGUCAUUGGCCAGGACGUCGGCCGAACCUGUAUUCUUCAGGGCCCUACCGCCGCCAAGUUCUCUACUGUCAUUGAUGAGCCAAUCAAGGACAUUCUGGACAACAUCCACAAUGCUCACAUUGCGGCGUUGACCAAGGAUCUGUACGACGACGACGAGGCUUUAAUCCCCGCCACCGAAUACUUUGGUGGCAAGCUUGUCGAUGCAGAGAUCCCUCUCGACGUCGAAGGCCUUACUGUCAGCUAUGACACUCACAAGAACACCUACCGUCUCUCUUCAUCUCCCGCCAGCGCCAUGCCUUCUCUCGACUCCUGGCUGUCACUGCUUGCGGGACCUAACCGCAACUGGAGACACGCUCUUCUCAUGUCGGAUGUUGUUGUUCAAGGCCAGAAGUUCCAAACCAACCCCAUCCGCCGCAUCUUUGCCCCUGUCCGAGGCCUUUACGUCGAGAUUCAGUACCCUAACGACCCCUCCAAGACUACCAUUGUCGUCAAGGAGCAGCCGAGACACAACCAGUAUGUGGAUGUGGUUGAGGUCAAGCUGAAUGGCGAGAAGGAGAUCCUCGUCAACAUGAUUAAGGAGACUACUGCUCUGGGAACUCCGGUUGCUAUGCCUUUGAAAUUCCUGUACCGCCCCGAUGCUGGAUAUGCUCCCAUCCAUGAAGUCAUGGAGGGCCGCAAUGACCGCAUCAAGGAGUUUUACUGGAAGGCAUGGUUUGGCGAGGAGCCUCUGGAUCUCGAUGCCAUGGUCACGAGCAAGUUUGACGGAGGCAGCACCACUAUCACUGCUGAAGCCAUCAAUGACUUUGUUCACGCCGUCGGCAACACUGGCGAAGCCUUCGUUGACCGACCUGGCAAGAUCAUGUAUGCGCCCAUGGACUUUGCGAUUGUGCUGGGAUGGAAGGCCAUCACUAAACCCAUCUUCCCCCGCACCAUUGACGGUGACUUGCUGAAGCUGGUGCACCUUUCCAACGGCUUCCGCAUGAUUCCUGGCGCUGAGCCCCUCAAGAAGGGCGAUGAGGUCUCGACUACUGCACAAAUCAACGCCGUCAUCAACCAGGACUCUGGCAAGAUGGUUGAGGUUUGCGGUACCAUCAGCCGAGAUGGCAAGCCCGUGAUGGAAGUCACCUCUCAGUUCCUGUACCGCGGUACCUACACGGACUUUGAGAACACCUUCCAGCGCAAGGACGAGACACCAGUUCAGGUGCACCUGGCCACCACCAAGGACGUGGCUGUGCUGCGAUCCAAGCAGUGGUUCACUCUCGACGAGAUGCCCAACGAGAUUGACCUGCUUGGCCAGACGCUGACAUUCCGCCUGCAAAGCCUUGUGCGAUUCAAGAACAACAGCGUCUUCAGCAGUGUGGAGACCCGUGGUCAGGUCCUGCUGGAGCUGCCUACCAAGGAGGUCAUCCAGGUCGCCAGUGUCGAUUACGAGGCUGGCGAGUCUCACGGCAACCCCGUCAUUGACUACCUUGAGCGUAACGGUACCCCUCUGGACCAGCCGGUCAACUUUGAGAAUGCCAUUCCCCUGAGCGGCAGGACUCCUCUGCAGCUCCGCGCCCCUGCCUCCAACGAGACGUAUGCCCGCGUGUCUGGCGAUUAUAACCCCAUCCACGUGUCGCGCGUCUUCUCGGAGUAUGCCAACCUUCCCGGCACCAUCACCCACGGCAUGUACAGCAGCGCUGCGGUCCGAAGCCUGGUCGAAACAUGGGCUGCUGAGAACAACGUUGGCCGAGUCCGUAGCUUCCACGCUUCGCUGGUUGGCAUGGUUCUUCCCAACGACUCCAUCCAAGUCAAGCUGCAGCACGUGGGCAUGGUGACUGGACGCAAGAUUAUCAAGCUCGAGGCCAGCAAUGCCGAGACGGAGGAGAAGGUUCUUCUGGGCGAGGCCGAAGUUGAGCAGCCUGUGACCGCAUAUGUCUUUACUGGACAAGGUUCACAGGAACAAGGCAUGGGUAUGGAUCUCUAUGGCAGCAGCCCUGUGGCCAAGGACGUCUGGGACCGUGCUGACAAGUACCUGCUUGACAACUACGGCUUCUCCAUCACCAACAUUGUCAAGAACAACCCCAAGGAGCUCACUGUGCACUUUGGUGGCCCCAGGGGUAAGGCGAUCCGCCAGAACUACAUGGCCAUGACUUUCGAGACGGUGGCUGCAGAUGGCACCGUCAAGUCUGAGAGAAUCUUCAAGGACAUUGACGAGAAGACGACUUCCUACACUUACAGAUCACCAACUGGCCUGCUGUCAGCCACUCAGUUUACUCAGCCCGCCUUGACCCUGAUGGAAAAGGCCAGCUUCGAGGACAUGAAGUCCAAGGGCCUCGUCCCCCGAGACAGCACCUUUGCCGGUCACUCUCUGGGAGAAUACUCUGCCCUGGCUGCCCUGGCAGAGGUCAUGCCCAUUGAGAGUCUGGUGUCGGUCGUCUUCUACCGUGGUCUGACGAUGCAGGUGGCCGUCGAGCGUGACGCCAGCGGUCGAUCCAACUACUCCAUGUGCGCCGUCAACCCCAGUCGCAUCUCAAAGACAUUCAACGAAGAGGCGCUUCAGUUUGUCGUUGACAAGAUUGCGGAAGAGACUGGCUGGCUGCUGGAGAUUGUCAACUACAACAUUGCCAACAUGCAGUACGUGUGCGCCGGUGACUUGCGCGCUCUGGACACGCUCGGAGGAGUGACCAACUUCCUCAAGAUGCAGAAGAUUGACAUUGAAGAGAUGCGCAACAACAUUGAGGAGGCCAAGGGCGCUCUGCAGAAGAUUAUCCGCGGAUGCGCCGAGGCGACUCUCAAGAAGCCUCUGCCGCUGGAGCUGGAGCGUGGCUUUGCCACAAUCCCUCUCCGAGGCAUCGACGUGCCCUUCCACUCGACCUUUUUGCGAUCUGGUGUCAAGCCUUUCCGAUCCUUCUUGCUCAAGAAGAUCCACAAGACCACCAUUGACCCGUCCAAGCUGGUGGGCAAGUACAUUCCCAACGUGACGGCCAAGCCGUUUGCGCUCACCAAGGAGUACUUUGAGGACGUGUACAAGCUGACCAACUCUCCCAAGAUUGGCGCCAUCUUGGCCAACUGGGAGAAGUACGUCCAGGAUGAGGAGACGACUAGCAGCGAGAGUGGCGCCAGUGCCGACCAUGAGGGUGCUGGUCUGGCUGCGUAAGGAAUGAAAAGAAGAUGAAGGUUGGGUGUGGCAGAAUGGAGAUGAUGCACAAGACAAAAAAAAAACAUUUUGCUAGGCGAGAUGAGAGGCAAUGAACGAAGCGCAUUAUGGGAAAGGGGUAUUACUAUGAUAUAAAUUGGUGGACGGCACGGGACGCGAUGAAGGCCAAUAGAAGCCUGUGAAUUAUUUAAUUGCUGAUGAAUUUGUCAUGAAAAUAGACGUAUAAUGCAAUGGCUUUGAUUUUCUAGUUU
Molecule: messenger RNA, 6557 nt
Organism: Trichoderma atroviride IMI 206040
Lineage: Eukaryota; Fungi; Ascomycota; Sordariomycetes; Hypocreales; Hypocreaceae
Biological process (GO): long-chain fatty acid biosynthetic process
Cellular component (GO): fatty acid synthase complex
Molecular function (GO): fatty acid synthase activity; enoyl-[acyl-carrier-protein] reductase (NADH) activity
Source: RefSeq, a predicted model, not a curated record